UGUCUGUGUGUGUCUGCGUGCGUGCGUUUCUCUUUGUUUGUGUGUUUGUCACUGAUCAUCAUUAUAAGAGUAAAGCUGGCUUCAGUUCAACAUAUUAGCAUUCUUUAUUGUUUUAGAUUCAGUCAAAUCCAGAAUACUCAUUUCUUUAUAAUUCCAUGGAUGAUCAUGGCACGUCUGAAGUUUAAUGAUGUAAAAACCACCAACAGUUAAAAAAAUACAGUCUCUGUAAUUGGUGUGUGCGGAGCAUCUCUACUUGGUAGCAUUGACUAGAGAACAAUCACUUCACUGGAUGUUCUUUUAUGAUCAUCCUCAAUAGUCAGCUAAACGGACAGUUGGAGCCCCAGUUUAGGAGGUUGAGUUGGAGUCAGAAGACGCUGGGAUGUCUGCUGUGAGGACGGAAGAUGCUGCCAAUGGAACGAGCACAGCUAAUGGUGGAGGAGGAGUCAAGUGUGAAGAGGGUGGAGUCACAGUCCUCAGGCCGACAGAUCUGUCAGAAAUGCUGGCGGCGGGAACAAAAGAAGUGCACCAGAAGGCAGAAAACACAGAGUUCGUCAAAGACUUCCUGAGGGGACGCAUCCGCAAGGAGCUCUUCAAGCUGGGUCACGUGGCUCUAUACUUCACAUACUCUGCUCUAGAAGAGGAGAUUGAGAGGAAUAAAGAUCACCCUCAGUUUGCUCCGCUCUACUUCCCCCAUGAGCUGCACCGGCGGGACGCUCUGGCUCAAGACCUGCAGUUUUUCUAUGGCUCAGACUGGCAGACCCAGAUCAGCAUUUCUCCCGCCACGCAGCGAUAUGUGCAGCGCAUUCAUCAGAUUGGCAAGGACGAGCCGGCGCUGCUGGUGGCCCACGCUUACACCCGAUACAUGGGUGACCUGUCGGGGGGGCAGGUGCUCCGGAAAGUAGCCCAGCGCGCCCUAAAGCUGCCCGCCAGCGGAGAUGGACUCAACUUCUACAUGUUCGAUAACGUCAGCAAUGCCAAAGCCUUCAAACAACUGUACAGGAGCCGCAUGAACGAGCUGGAGCUGCAGCAGGACACCAAACUCAAGAUCGUCGAAGAGGCCGUGCUGGCGUUCCAAUUCAAUAUAGAGAUCUUUGAAGAAAUAGGUGAGGUUGGACAGACUCUUGAGGACGAUGUUUUUGACGCUGCUCCUGUUCAUGGCGAGAUGCAGGGAGACAUCAGUCAGUGUCCGUAUCAUGCUGCUAAAAUGGCUGCCAGUGGUGGGUCAUCUUAUGUUUGUCAAAUAGCCAAGACUGUGCUUAAAAAUCCCUCCGGUCAAGUCCUAUUGGCUGCCUGGAUCGCUGCUCUCGCCGGAUUGGCUGCUUGGUACCUCAUGUGACCUCCUUGUGACCAAAUAGGAGAAGAACGGGGUCAGAAAAUACACAGGAACAAACUUCUGUUCUGCUUAAAAUUCCAACACAUUUCCCUCGUAGUACAAAUUGCGUGCCCCCUUUAUUUUUGGGUAAAUGUGAUUGAAUAUAAUGCAACAGAGAGUGUUUAAAUGCAGGAUAGCGUAGUUUAGUUUCUUGUGGGAGUUUUACGAAAUUGGACCUGUCAGUGUUGAUGAAGUAAAGAUGGACAUGUAGUGUACUUAAUUAAUAGUUUUACCACAGCAUCGGCAGUCUUUUGGGUCCAAACAUACUCUACACAAGUACACAAACUCAAGCAUCAUUACAUGUUAUGGCAACUAUGUCUUCUAUUUUCUAUUGUCAGUAUAAAGGGUGCUACUGUAGGUGUUACUGCCAAUUUUAGUAUUAUACAGCCAAUUUCUUUGCCUUGUAAAGGAGAAGGGUUGCCAGAUAUCAAUUUAAAUUAUUUUGUACUGAUAGCAGUGAAAUUACGCUUUUCUUAGUACAAAAGCAGGACUCAAAACCCAUACUAUUUAAAUAUUAACGAAGUUAAGCAACAUUUAAACGGUUAAAAGUUCAUCUAAGACAUUAUUCAUUUAUUUUUCAUCAGGUUUAACGCAUGGAUAAAAAAACUCAGCUACGUCAAUUAAAAUUGUUUAGAAAAAGAAAGAGGGAGAGCAUAAAUCACAUUUAAGUUGUCAGAAAGUGAAAUCUUGACCAUAAUAUAAGGGGAAAAAAAAAGAAGUAGUGUUGAGUACGGUUAUAGUACAAAAACAUCAUUUUGUCGUAAUCGAUAUACUGUAGUCAACAUUUGAAGUGGAUCAAACAUGUUAAAGUUGUCCUCAAACUAUUAAACAACACCAAUGCUUUUUUUAAAAAAAGAGAGAGAUCCACAAUCCUACUGUAUACAUAUGUGGUCUUAUAAGACAAGACAAAUUUCCAUUGAUUAUUUGAAACUACUUUACUCAUGUAGCAUAAAGUUUUGUGAAGUUUUUAUGAAGAGAGCGCAAAUGCACAGCUUUUUUUACUUCAGAAAACCUCGUACCGUGUUUUGAAAUAAUUUUUAGUACCGACUUUUAGUACCAGUUCUUUUGACAACACUAAAGGGAGAGUCUUUGAGAUUUGGCAUCCACACAGUAGACAUGCAGUCAACUCUUUUAUUGGUGUUUGAAAAGAUUCGAGCUCCUCUACCCCCUCCUCUUUAGUGAAAUCAACCAAUCAAAUGUAUUUUCGUACAUUACGUCUGGAAUUGGUCGAAAUGGGAUCAGAUUGAUAAAACUGCAUUCCAAGCUUGUGUUCACACUUUGGUCUGAAUUCAAAUCAAUUUUAUUGUGAUUACUCCCUUGGCAUCCAUCGUUCCUUUCUUCAAAAUGUAAACAUACAGACUUUGCGCACCAAACAAGUAGGAAAAUGGUCUCAGUCUGCCUCCAGAUGAACCGUAACGCAGUUUGAUGGACGUAUAAA
Messenger RNA from Danio rerio (zebrafish), 2810 nucleotides. The record is from RefSeq and is a predicted model, not a curated record. NCBI's taxonomy places the organism in Eukaryota, Metazoa, Chordata, Actinopteri, Cypriniformes, Danionidae.